UAAAUGCCUCAUUCAGCGGAAAGGAGCUUCUGAAGACCUUUAAGCACAAAAUUUCUAUAGUUCAAAUGGCUGGAGAAAUACCAUUCAACAAUUCCCUCCAAACGACUGUCAUCAUAUUCAUCAGAUAUGUGAACUGGAUUUAUAUCAUUAAGUUCUUAAUCCUUGGCAAUCUCGUCUCCCAGCUGCAUGAUUGUUCAUAUUGCAGUUACAUAUGGAGAAAACUCAGUACAUGAUUGUUUCAUUACAAUCCCUUAUCACCACAAUGAGAUUAUUCAUGGAACAUUGUUUGUUUACUCUUCAUAUUCAUUGUGGACUCUGAUUAUCAUUUGUCAUGUUAUUGUCUUCUCAGACAGAUGAAUCAAACAAGAAUUCAAGCUCUGCAACCAUAUCUUAUUACUGGAAUGAUCAAACGGCCAUGAACCGAGCAGCAUCAGAAUUUCUUAUAAACAAGAACUCGCCCAGCAUUAUAGUGUGGGGGCAACUGACUGACAACUUGAUAUUCAAAAACAUGGACUCUAUAUCUUGUUGCGAGUCUGACUCAGACAAACUAACUCGGCAUGUUUCCUUGAAAAAAACAAGAACUUGGCAUCAAAAACAAUGAAUUCAGCAGCAUAUAUCUUAUUGUUGGAGUAAUUCAGCAGGAAAUCAACAUAGAACCACAAACUCACAAUCUUAACAGACUGAAGGGUUAAGCAAAUGACUCAGCAAUGUAGAACAUGAAAUCAGCAUCAAUAAUCUAUCGUCCGAUCACUCGCUGUGACUGAGGUAAUCUUUCGGAUUAUCCUUUUUUUCAUUUCAUAAUAUGAAAAGAGCACCAUCAGAAGCUUCUUCAGAAACAAACUCACUCAGCAUUAUAGUAUCUUAUUUGUGAGAGCUAUCAAACAACUUGGGAUUAAAAAAAAACUGAACUCAGCAUCAAUAUCUUACAAGAGCAGGAUUCAGACAAGAACCCCAGCAUCUUUUUGAGAAAGAACAAGAACUUGGCAUCUAAAACCAGUGAGCUCAGCAGCAUGUACCCAACUGUUGGAGUAAUCAAACAAGAAGUCGAUAUCAAAAUCCACUAACUCAGGAGAUUAACGGCAUGAAGUCACCUUCAGUAGUUUACUGUCUGAUUACUCAACAAACUUGUUGCGAAUCAGCAUCAGCCAAGAAAACUAGUUCUCGAUGGCCACAUCCGCAAAAAGAAACACAAAAAAAGGGCUGUACAACACACAAAACUAAAAUAUUUGGACCUCGAUGCAAAAUUGUCCUGCACGGCGUCCUGCAUGAACAGUACGGCCGGAUUACUUCGCUCGUCUCAUUCUGCGCGAGAACAAGAGGCAGAGCACAUCAGCAUCGACAAGAAACGCUUCUCCAUCUCCUUCCCAAAUUGCCAUCCAUUAUUUAUACUCCCUCCCCCUCUCGCUUCUCCUAUGCCUUACUCUUUGCAGGUGGUCGCCGCGGCUCCAUGGCGAACGAGCUCCCGAGGACCGGUAGUAGCCGGAGCUCGGCCGACAGCUUCCGGGACGCCUCCGGCGUCUUCCUCAAAAGCGAAGCAAGCGACGACGAGGAGGACCUGCGACAGGCGGCACUGGAGAAGCUGCCGGCCAACGGCCGCGCGCGGAAGGGGGUCGUGCGGCCGGACGUGGCGGAUUUCAGCGGUGAGGUUGAACUCCGGCGCCUCGGACUCCACGAGAAGAAGCUUCUGCUGGAGAAAAUCUUCAAGGUGGUGGAGGAGGACAACGAGCGGUUCCUCAAGCGCCUCCGAGAACGAAUCGACCGGGUGGGAUUGGAACUUCCGAAAAUUGAGGUUCGAUACCAGAAUCUGUCACUGGAGGCAGAUGUUUAUGUUGGUAGCAGAGCUCUUCCUUCCCUGUGGAAUACCACCCUGAACAUCUUAGAGGGUUUUUUUGGUCUUCUGCAACUCUCUCCAUCCAAGAAAAGGACUAUAAAUAUUCUUGACAAUGUCAGUGGGAUACUGAAGCCGUCAAGGAUGACUUUGCUUCUUGGACCUCCAGCAUCAGGGAAGACAACACUCUUGCUUGCACUAUCUGGGAAACUUGAUAAUUCUCUUAGGAAAUCAGGUAGAAUUACAUAUUGUGGCCAUGAACUAUCAGAAUUUGUUCCCCAGAGAACUUGUGCAUAUAUCAGUCAAUUAGACCUUCACAAUGGAGAGAUGACAGUUCGAGAAACCCUUGACUUCUCUGGACGGUGUUUGGGUGUGGGUACAAGGUAUGAGAUGUUGUCAGAAUUGUCAAGACGGGAGAGAUAUGCUGGAAUUAAGCCAGACCCUGAAAUUGAUGCUUUCAUGAGGGCUACAUCAAUCAAGGGGCAGAAAACCAGUAUAGCAACAGAUUAUAUCCUGAAGGUACUUGGUCUGGAUAUUUGUGCAGACAUCCUUGUUGGUGAUGAAAUGAGAAGAGGCAUCUCUGGGGGACAAAAAAAGCGAAUGACCACUGGAGAGAUGUUGAUUGGUCCUGCAAGAGCAUUGUUCAUGGAUGAAAUAUCUACUGGACUUGACAGCUCUACCACUUUUCAGAUAGUCAAGUUCAUCAGACAAAUGGUUCAUGUCCUUGAUGGAACAGUGUUGAUCUCUCUUCUACAACCUGCACCUGAGACAUUUGAACUUUUUGAUGAUGUUAUAUUACUUUCUGAGGGCCAAAUCAUAUACCAAGGUCCUCGAGAGAAUGUUCUUGAGUUCUUUGGAUCUCUUGGUUUCAAAUGUCCUGAAAGGAAAGGGGUUGCAGAUUUUCUUCAAGAGGUAACUUCAAGAAAGGAUCAAGAACAGUACUGGUAUAUCAAGGACCAACGUUACCGUUAUAUUUCAGUUUCAGAGUUUGUGCAGCAUUUUAAAUCAUUUCAUGUUGGAAAACGGCUUUCAGAGGACCUAGUUGUUCCUUUUGAUAGAAGGAAAGCACAUCGUGCUGCACUCACUAGAGAAAAAUAUGGCAUUUCUAAAUGGGAACUUCUCAAGGCUUGCUUGUCAAGAGAAUGGUUGCUAAUGAAACGCAACUCAUUUCUCUAUGUUUUCAAAACUACCCAAAUAACCAUACUUUCAUUGAUAGCCAUGACUGUGUUUCUAAGAACCACAAUGCAUCAUAACACAAUUGCCGAUGGUGACAAGUUCUAUGGCUCAUUGUUUUACAGUUUGGUCAAUGUGAUGUUUAAUGGGAUGGCAGAUAUAUCAAUGACCAUCUACAAGUUGCCAGUUUUCUAUAGACAAAGAGAUUUCUUAUUUUUCCCACCAUGGGCUUUUGGAUUGUCAUAUUGGCUCCUGAAGAUUCCUCUAUCCUUGUUGGAAUCUGGAAUCUGGAUUAUCCUGACAUACUACUCAAUUGGUUUUGCUCCCUCCGUCGGACGUUUCUUCCGUCAGUUCCUAGCACUUUUCCUUGUACACCAAGUGUCUCUCUCUCUUUUCCGCUUUAUUGCCGCAGCUGGAAGAACUAUGGUUAUGGCCAAUACAUUUGGAACAUUUGCUCUACUUAUUGUGUUUGUUCUAGGAGGAUUCGUCGUCUCUAAAGAUGAUAUCAAGCCUUGGUGGAUCUGGGGUUACUGGAGUUCUCCGAUGAUGUAUGGGCAAAAUGCAAUAGCUAUUAAUGAGUUCCUUGACAAUAGAUGGAACACUCCAAACAAUGACACCAAUGUCAAUGCACCAACAAUAGGAACAGCCAUUCUAAAAUCUCGAGGACUGUUUGUUGAUGGUUAUUGGUAUUGGAUUUCUAUCGGAGCCCUUGUAGGCUUUGCCCUUCUCUUCAAUAUGUUGUUUAUACUUUCACUUACCUUUUUGAACCCUAUUGGAAGUUCUCAACAUUUUGUCAUUGAUGAGGAAUCAGAAAGUAACAAAAGACAGAAUUUGUUAGCAGAGAGAGACCAGAGUUUUGAACUGAUAGGAAGUAGCUGGAAAUCUGCUACACCUGAUUUAGAAGCUGCUGGUCGAAGAAACAGCUUGGAGAUUGAGAGUUUCAAUUCUUCAGUUCAUCCAGCUAGGAGGGGAAUGGUGCUGCCUUUUCAGCCACUUUCUCUUGCUUUCAGACAUUUGAACUACCAUGUUGAUAUGCCUGCAGAAAUGAAGAACCAAGGAGUCAAGGAAGAUCAUCUCCAAUUGCUAUCUAAUGUAAGUGGUGCAUUGAGGCCUGGAGUGCUGACAGCAUUGGUUGGAGUAAGUGGAGCAGGAAAGACUACCUUAAUGGAUGUUCUGGCAGGAAGAAAAACUGGUGGUUAUAUUAAAGGCCGUAUCAGCAUUUCUGGCUAUCCUAAAAAGCAAGAGACAUUUGCUCGGAUUAGUGGUUACUGUGAACAAAAUGACAUCCACUCACCUUAUGUGACUGUUUAUGAAUCGCUUGUAUACUCUGCUUGGCUGCGUCUUGCCCCCGAAAUAGACAAGGAAAUACGAGAGAUGUUUGUGGAGGAGGUCAUGGAGUUAGUUGAACUGGAUGUAAUGAGAGAUGCUUUGGUUGGAGUUCCGGGGAUUGACGGUUUAUCAACAGAGCAGAGAAAAAGACUCACAAUUGCUGUUGAGCUGGUCGCAAAUCCAUCCAUUAUUUUCAUGGACGAGCCAACAUCAGGUCUAGAUGCUAGAGCUGCAGCCAUAGUCAUGCGGACAGUGAGAAACACAGUGAACACUGGACGAACUGUUGUUUGUACAAUCCACCAACCAAGCAUAGACAUAUUUGAAUCUUUCGACGAGCUACUUUUGAUGAAGAGGGGAGGUCAAAUUAUAUAUGCUGGAGCAAUUGGGCAUCACUCUCGCAAGGUUAUAGAAUACUUUCAAGCAGUUCCUGGGGUUCCUAAGAUUAAUGAAGGCUAUAACCCGGCAACAUGGAUGCUGGAAGUAACUUCUCCUUCAGUUGAAGAUAGCAUUAAUGUGGAUUUUGCUCAAGUAUACGCUCACUCCUCUCUUUGCCGGAAAAAUAAACAAAUUAUCAAGGCACUGUUUGUUCCUUCAGUGGAUUCAGAGGACUUACAUUUUCCAACGAAAUAUGCCCAGAGUUUUGGUACUCAAUGCAUAGCUUGUUGUUGGAAACACUACUGGUCAUAUUGGAGAAACCCACAAUAUAAUGGUGUCCGGUUCUUCAUUACAAUAGUCAUCGGCCUUAUUUUUGGCACCAUGUUUUGGCAAAAGGGUGACAAUAUAAACAAGGAACAAGAUGUUUUGGAUCUAGUUGGAGCUAUAUAUGCUGCUAUUUUCUUUCUUGGAGCCACCAAUGCUAUGACAGUGCAACCAGUUGUGGGUAUUGAAAGGACUGUCUUUUAUCGUGAACGAGCAGCAGGGAUGUAUUCGGCCCUGGCUUAUGCGUUUGCUCAAGUUGCCGUCGAGAUGGUAUACGUACUGGCACAGGGGCUGAUCUACACCCUGCUCCUCUUCCCCAUGAUUGGCUUUGGCUGGCACACAAGCAACUUCCUUUGGUUCUUAUUCUUCAUUAUAGCAUGUUUUUCCUACUUCAUUCUCUAUGGUAUGAUGGUGGUAGCACUCACACCUAACCACCAAGUCGCGGCAAUCCUCUCAAGUUUCUUCUACACCUUCUGGAAUUUGUACGCAGGCUUCCUAAUCACCCGACCGUCAAUGCCUGUAUGGUGGAGGUGGUAUUGCUGGGGUGACCCUGUAGCUUGGACGAUAUAUGGUCUUGUGGCAUCCCAACUUGGACAGAACGACAAAUCGAUUGAGAUCCCCGGAGAAAGCAAUGUUACAGUGAAGCAAUUCCUGAAACACUACUUUGGAUAUCAACAUAGUUUCCUUGCCUAUGUGGCUUUGGCUCACUUGGCUUUCGUCGUCCUCUUCUUCUUCCUCUUUGUUUACUGUAUCAAGUACCUCAACUUCCAGAAAAGAUGAGAAAAGUAAGAAAUCGUCGGGGCACAUUUGGAAUUAACAUAUUACUCUGAUAAAUGGGAGGAGAGGAUACAUCAGUAUUUUCAUACCCAUAACCCUUGCUGAAUUUACCAAAGAAGAAAAUGAUGUAUUUGGCACUCUGGAUGAUUCAUCAAGAAGAGUUCUGCUUGUUGCUUUUUUCUUGUGCUUAUUUUACGUCAGGAGGUUGUUGUUUUGCGGGUGUAACUUUUGUAAGUUUGUGGUGUAUUGGUGAACACAUGGAUUGUAAGUUCAAAUAAGAAUGUGUUUCAGUUUA
Zingiber officinale is the source of this 6101-nucleotide messenger RNA. Its product is annotated as ABC transporter G family member 39-like. The transcript is spliced from 21 exons. Lineage: Eukaryota; Viridiplantae; Streptophyta; Magnoliopsida; Zingiberales; Zingiberaceae. Gene Ontology annotation, cellular component: membrane. Gene Ontology annotation, molecular function: ABC-type transporter activity; ATP hydrolysis activity; ATP binding. The coding region runs from base 1082 to 5809 and encodes 1575 amino acids. The record is from RefSeq and is a predicted model, not a curated record.